AUGUCUUCGAGUGGACCCCCAGGAGGGCUUUCCCUUUUCCCCAAUACAUCUAGGUCGCCGCCUCGGAAGACAACGCCUCGACCACGCGCUAGAUCUUCCUCCAGAGGACAAGGCUCAUCUCUAGACAUGACGCCGCCGAGAAAUGGUCGACGGACACCAGAAGACCUCUCCGAAUUUGUCAUCGACGGGUCGCCAUCCAUGGCUACUCCACCGCAGAUGGCUUCCAAUAAUCCAUUUUAUCAGAACCAAGCAGGGCCGUCAGUAUCAAGGCCAGUGCCGACAUCUGAGGUACCACCACGAACAGAUACCGCGUUUUCGGGAACGAGUACGUUAGUGAGGAGUGAGAGUGAAUUGUCCCGAAAUUCAAUUGCCAAGAGACCCCUAGAAGAACCAUCAUCAUAUACGACGGCGGAACCGGCUAUUCGUUCAAUUUUCCCACAGUACGACCACACUCUACCAUUUGACCGGCAAGAGUAUUAUCCAACUCAGACAAGUCCAACUCAUAUACCGCGGACAGUCAUCAGCAGACAAUCUCACGUGCCCGAGGCUCGGAGUCCACCAGUUCGGAGUCCCGUGAGAAGCCCCCUCAGCGCUGGUUCUGCACAGCGAUGGCCUAGACGACCCCAGGACCCUCCAGUGAUUCCAACCGUGAGCACAACCGAGGACCUCCGUGACUUCUGGAAAGCGGCCAAUGGAUGGAAGGCGUCUGCUGUAGAAGGUCGGACUUUCUGCAUGAAGUUGAUCCCUGAGAAGGACACUCCCAUCUAUAACCUAACAUCAUCUUCGGCUCAACCAUUCUAUCAUAUGCGGGUAGAUCCAACAUCAGCAAGCGCAUAUGUGACCUUAAGUCGACAUGACCCAAGUAAGCCUUACAAAGGGGGAGACCCAACUACAAGUCCCAGAUCGAGCGGCUUCCUCGGGGCUCUUCGGGAAUCGGAAUCGAAGCCAUGGCAGGAGGCUCUUACUACCACACUGGAAGAACCGUCACGCCGCCUGCCACCAAAUGAUGGUCUCGUAGCACUCCUAUACCCUACCGGAGCGGCGAAGGUAGCAUUAGAUAGGCCGGACGACAUGCAAGCCGUGAUGGCCGCGGAACGUGAAUGCGCGCGUCUGGUCUGGGACGAAGACAGUCAAAACUACUUCUUAGUACAUCCGGCCUUGGCAUCGCCCUUCUGUAUUACGAUAGAGCGCAACCCGGCAUGGAGCCGAACGGAAUACACGGUCGAGCACAUCGAGUCACCCCAUCACAUCGCAAAGCUGACACGAGACGGCACGGGUGAGGGCUGGAUCGAGCUCGACACACUAGUCGCGGGGCGCAUCGAGGCCUAUUACCUCCUCGACGUCACCGUGUCGGCGCUCCUCCUCGUCGCCAAUAUUGAUGAGAAGAACGUGCUCGUCGAGCACUUCGAGCCGCCGCCGCCCGCGCACCUACGCUCCUCUACUUCCAGCUCCAACCCGGACUUCCGCCGAAGUAGUAGCCGACUCAGCGCCAAGAUCCUAGGCAAGAAAGGCGGCGCCGGCGCUAAGAAGCGCGGCCGCCUCGAGGAAUUGGAAUUGGAUCUCGAGAGCCAGGCGAGCAGCUUGGGGGGCAAGCUGAACAUUAAGGACGGGGAUAAGGAGAAGCUUCCGGGCACGACGCGUACGAUCCUCAAGCUGCUGGGCUUCGGGUUCAAGUGCGUCAUCUGGGCGCUCACUCUGGCGUUUAAGGCGCUGAUGGCUGUCAUCGUGGGUUUGAGCAAGUGUUUGACUAGUGAGAAGCUUUGA
Messenger RNA from Annulohypoxylon truncatum, 1764 nucleotides. RefSeq lists its product as uncharacterized. The record is from RefSeq and is a predicted model, not a curated record. The coding region runs from base 1 to 1764 and encodes 587 amino acids. The transcript has a single exon. Lineage: Eukaryota; Fungi; Ascomycota; Sordariomycetes; Xylariales; Hypoxylaceae.